This is a messenger RNA of Salvia hispanica, 3647 nucleotides long. The record is from RefSeq and is a predicted model, not a curated record. NCBI's taxonomy places the organism in Eukaryota, Viridiplantae, Streptophyta, Magnoliopsida, Lamiales, Lamiaceae.
ACUUCUCAUGCUGCCUUCAUAUUUCACAUGCUCGAAGUAUGGCUCUUAGAAUCCAACAAAUCAAUGCGGAUUUGGGGGUCAUUAACAAAAGGGCUGCCGAUCUUGGCCUCGUCGGGAGACAUGCUGCUGCUGUGCCCACUUUGCCUGAUGUUGCUCGUGAAACUGACUCGUUCUCUCUUGAUCCAAUUUUUAUUGGAAGAGAUGAGAUGAUGUCAGAAAUAGUUGAACAACUUACCGCUUGUAUCACAACUGAUGAACCUAUUUCUAUCCUUGCCAUUGCGGGAAUGGGAGGAUUGGGGAAGACAACUUUGACUAGGGAAGUCUUCCAUUUUAUCAAAGAAAAGAAUCUGUUUGGAUCACAUAUUUGGGUGCAUGUUUCUCAAAAUUUUGAUCCACUCAUUCUUUUCAACAAAAUCCUCAAAGAAUUGACUUCUCCUGAUCAAGUCAAAAUUGGGGAUAAGCAAGGUGUUUUGAAAAAACUUGAAGAUGCUUUACAAAAUAAAACAUAUCUUCUUAUUCUUGAUGAUAUUUGGAAUGAAAGUGUUCUUACAUGGGAACAAUUUUUUCAUCCCUUGUUGCGCAUUAGUUCUAUGAAAGGUAAUGCAAUUGUUGUUACCACCAGAAGUAUGGACGCCGCUUCAAUUAUGAAACCACUUCAUACACAUGAGCUGCAAAUUUUAUCAGAUGAACAUUGUUGGUCAAUUAUCAAAAAAAAAACUUUUGGAAAAGAGAAUGUUCCUUCAGAACUUGAGGCCUCUGGAACUAAGAUUGCAGAAAAAUGUAAAGGUUUGCCAUUAGCUGCAAGCGUAGUUGGUGGAGUACUCUGGGUGAUAAAUCUGAAAAAAAAUGGCACUCGAUCGAAGUGAAUUGGCUUUCACGCUAUGCAGGAAACGAUAUCAAACAAAUAUUGAAGUUUAGUUUUGAUAAUUUGUCUCUACCUUCGCUCAAAAAGUGUUUUGCAUAUUGUUCGAUUUUUCCUAAAGGUUACAGAUUUAAAACACAGACUCUAAUUGAGUAUUGGAUGGGUGAAGGAUUUCUAGAAGCUGAUGAAAGCAGUGACAUGGAAGCUAUGGGAGAAAAAAUUGUCUAUGUUCUUCUACGCAACUCUUUACUGCAAAUUGCAGAAAGAGAUGUUUAUGGAAAUGCGAAAAGUUGUGUGAUGCAUGAUCUUGUGCAUGAACUCGCAGCUUCUGUCUUAAGAGGUUCUUUUAAGGAAGAUGAAAUUACCCGAGUUCGAUACAUAUUUCUCAAAGAAGAUUCAAGUGAUGUUCUAAAAAAAAAUGCAAAUUAUUUACGCACAUUACUGUUCAUGGAUAACAUCAAUGGUAACAUGUUCUCAAACUUCGAAUCUCUUCAUGUUUUAACUUUUGGAAGUUGGGAAGUUGAAGAGUUGUCAAGUGAAAUCAAGAAGUUGAUACAUUUGAGAGUUCUUGACAUUGAACGAACAUCUAUUGAAUAUCUUCCGGAUUGGAUAGGUGAACUUUUUCACUUGCAGACAUUGAGAGCGUGUAGUUAUCGUCUAAAGCCACUUCCAAGUACUUUGAAGAACUUGAGAAACUUAAGGCAUCUUUAUAUUAUGAAAGAUGUAGAGUUGUUUGCCGAGAUUGGUCUAUUAACUUGUCUUAGGACCCUAAAGUUUUUUAGGGUGGGCGACAAGAAUGGCUACAAAAUUGAAGAGCUCGGAAGUUUGAAUUGUCUCAAAGGAGAACUGCAAAUUGAUAACCUCGAAAGGGUUUGUAACAAGGAAGAAGCUCAAAAAGCAGAUCUAUCUAACAAGCUAAAAUUAUUGAAGUUAAAUUUGGGAUGGAAGAUUGGUAGAGAAGGUGAACCUACAAAUGAUGAGAAUGUGUUGGAAGGCCUCCAACCUCACUCUCGUCUGGAGGAGUUGGAGAUUUCUGGAUUUGGAGGCAGAAACUUUCCAUCAUGGACUCGAAAAAUGGAAGUUGAUGAUGUAGGUCAAGGUUCUAGGCUGCCACUUAACAAGUUGGUUAGGAUAACACUCUCCGACUGCUCGGAAUGUGAAGAAAUCCCAAUGUUUGGGCAGUUGCCAAAACUCAAGUGUCUUCUGUUGUACAGAUUGAGUAAUGUGAAGUCCAUAAAUCCUUCAUUCUAUGGAUCAGUGAAUGAUGUGACACGGACUGUUUUCCCAGCGCUAGAAGAGCUCGUGUUGGAUAGGUUGCCUAAGCUCACAGUGUUGAAGGGAAUUGAAUCAGUGGAUGCAAGUGCUGUCAAUGUAUUUCCUCAUCUUCAACACUUGACGAUCAAGGAUUGCAGUGUGUUGAUGAGUUUUCCUACCCAUUUCUAGUCGUCCCUCAAACAUUUGAAUAUUUUUCGUAAUCGCAGCUAUCAGCCUUUGGCAGACAUAUUUCAAGCGAAAUUAACGUUGCUAACAGAGCUUUGGAUAGAUGUAAUAGAUGAUUUAGAAAGUCUCCCAAAUUGGCUAUUCUAUAGUAAUCCCAAUCUCUCAAAGUUGACUAUAGAGCAGUGUUCCAAUUUGAGAGGAAUACCGGAUGGUGUAGGCACCCUCAAUUCUUUGAAAGAGUUUCGCAUAUGGAAUUGCCCAAAUCUGAAACGGAUAGGAGAUCUUGGCGUACAACAAUCACAAGAAAGUCUCAGAUCCCUUACAACUUUGGAGAUCACGAAGUGCGAGGCUUUGCUGUAUUUGCCAUGUGUAAUGCUAGGAUCCUCACUCGUGCGUUUGGAGUUGUGACCUAGAGAAUCUACCCAAAAUAAUUUCCCGUCUCCCAAAAUCCCCCCGUCUAAGAUAUUUGAAAAAUCGGUGGUGUUCCUCAAUUCAUGACCACUUGUUUUCUUGAGAUUCCGCCUCGUUUUAGUAGCUUGGCAUGGUUAAGCAUAGAUGCUAGUGUGGGGGGAUUAAUGGAGACCGUUAAUGGCAUAUUGCAAGGAUGCAGCUCACUUCUUUCCUUAACCUUUAAGGGGAUGGAAAGUUGGGAAAAUCUGCCGGAAUCUACUCAACAUCUCAUUACUCUUUCUAAUUUAACCUUGGAGAAUUUUGGAAUGGAAGAGUUACCUGAAUGGUUAGGGAACCACUCAUCUCUAAGCGAGUUAUAUAUACGAAAUUGUAAGAAGUUAAGGCGUCUACCCUCUACAGAUGCAAUGCGGCGCCUCACUGAAUUAGACACCUUAGUUAUUGAGGGAUGCCCAGAAAUAUGUAUUCAAGAAGCAAGUGAUGCAGCUGAUUCUCAAUGUCCCAACAUUUCCCAUAUCCCCAACAUCUUUAUGGAUGGACGCUGGAUCGCUCGUAAUGAACAACACAGAGGAAGGGUUUGGGGUUGAGUUGGAGUUGCUUCUAAAGAGGAGGUGAAGGAGUGUGUGCCCAUUAAUUUUCUCCAACAUGAUGUCAACAUUCUUCAAAUUCCCGCAGGUUUGUCAAUUGUUUGAGUUGUGUGUCUUUCUCUUGCCGCAAAGUGGUUGCAGAAGAAGAUGAAGCAAAGAUUUGUGUUUGAGCAACGUCCGAAUUUGCUUACCAACUAACUUUGACGGUUUAUCCUUGUUUGUUGCAUGAAAAUUGUGAAAUGUAGAUAUUUUAAGAUGUUUGGAUUGGUUUUGUUGUUGUGUUUUAUCGAACAAGGAUCCUAUGUUUUGUAGUUAUAAUAUAUAGUAUAUGAAGUGAUGGUUUUGUUGUU